GUUCUUGUGUCCUUUUCCAACUUUUCAGAUAUACGCACUGUCAGAAUGGGACCGGUGAAGGCUUCUUCGUCGACGGCCGGCUUCUUUCAAGAACUACCGGUCGUUCCACCUCAAUAUACAAGUUCGAAGACAAGCCCAGGUCCAUCCGAACCUUCUGACUCGAAUACUGCCACAUCCGACGACCCAGCUCUGCCCCGUGUUCUAUCAUUAUAUCUUCCCACACCCACGCCGCGAGAAAUCUCAAAGCACCUCCAUGACUUUUCGCGUCUCGUCCUGUCGCCGUCGACCCUGAGGCACACGGUCGACUGUGAGACGGACCAGCCGACACUGCACCCGCUCAACACGUUCGGCGAAGAGAACAAGGCGUCACCCCUCCGCACCGGCGAGGGCUGGCGGGCUCUCAAACGGAUCCAGACCAGAGCCGGCGUCGUGGGCCACGGCUACGCCCACCCUUCGAUCCACGCCCCUUUCAACCGGCGCGUGCACCAAUUCGCGACGCUCCAGCUCUGGGACGGCACCGCCGCACUCACGACAUGUCCCAUGGCCAUGACUGACGGGGCCGCCGUGCUCUUGCGCCGUCACCUCCAGGAUGCUGACGACCUGCGGCAGCCCGGCCGGGCCGACGUCUUUCUCGAAUCCUACCACCGGCUCAUCUCUCUGGACCCAACCUACGCCUGGACCUCGGGACAGUGGAUGACGGAACGCACCGGCGGCAGCGACGUGAGCGGCACCGAAACCGUCGCUCGCCUUAUGACGCCGCAAGAACUCGAAUGCGACGCCGCAGCAUCUCGCGACAAGGACGCCCACGGCCUCCCCCUCGGCCCCUGGAGCAUAAGCGGAUACAAAUGGUUCUCGUCCGCCACAGACGCCGACAUGACCAUCCUGUUGGCCCAGACAGGGAAAGGGCUGAGCGCGUUCUACGCCCCUCUUCGUCGCCGGGUCGGCGACAGCCACCAGACCGAAAUGAACGGAGUCCGGCCCAUCCGACUCAAAUCCAAGCUCGGCACAAAGGGUCUCCCAACCGCCGAACUCGAAGUUUCCAACAUGCGCGCCUACCUCAUCGGCGAACAAGGCCAGGGCGUCAAAGAGAUCAGCUCCAUCCUCAACAUCACCCGCCUGCACACGGCGCGGGGCGGAGCGGGAUACCUGGCCCGCGGCCUCGCCGUCUCCAGAGCGUACACCCGCGUCCGCCGCGUCCGGGGCGGUCUGCUAUCCGACAACCCACAGCACCUGGCGUGGAUGGCUGGCGAGACCGUCAAAUACGUGGCCAACACUCACCUGGUGUUCUUCGGUGUCGCAUUGCUCGGGGCCUCCGAACAGGGUCACGACACCGUGACGCGAGGCGCACGCGCUGCGGGCACGGGCGGCGGCGGCGGCGGCGUCCUCCUGCCUCGCGAAAAGGAAACGGCCGACCUUUUGCUCAGGAUCGUCACUCCCGUGAUGAAAUCCCAAGUCUCCAUGAACAGCGUGUCCGGCUUGAGGGCGUGCAUGGAAUCCCUCGGGGGAGUGGGCUAUUGCGAGAACAACGAGGACGGCGGGAUCCUGAACAUUGCGAGGCUGUUCAGGGACAGCGUCGUCGGCACCAUAUGGGAAGGGACCACGAGCGUCAUGGCCGAGGACGUGUUGCGUGUCAUCAAAAACUCGAAGACGAAGCAGAGUGACGUCUUGGAUUCGGUUUUUGGAACUUGGACCCGUCGUGUCCUGAAAGCGGUCCAGAACGAAUUCACCCUCGUCGAAUGUUGGGCCGUGUCGAAUCGGUACAAGACCCUGAAAGAUAUGGUCGAUCGGCUCGACAUGCAACAAUUACUUCGUCGCGGAAGAGAGAUCCUCGAACAUGUCGAGGCGGUCGCGUGCGCUUGUCUGCUCAUGUACGAUGCCUGCAGUGACGGCGACGAAGUCGCCAAGGCCAUUGCCAAAAGGUGGAUCAAGUCGAAUGCCCUGCCGGCAGACGUCACAGCUCUCGCAGAAGAAGCGGUGGAUUGGAAAAAGGAAGUCGAAAUGGAUAGGAGGAUCUUCCUAGGGUCAGAUACUACAAAACCUAACCAGUUACCAGCAAGACUAUGAUGAGAGACAGUCACGGAAUAUAGUAUUAUAUGUGAAGGCUCGGUAUAGCUGAUCUCAUGGUGAUACAUAAC
This is a messenger RNA of Exophiala oligosperma, 2135 nucleotides long. RefSeq lists its product as uncharacterized. The transcript has a single exon. Lineage: Eukaryota; Fungi; Ascomycota; Eurotiomycetes; Chaetothyriales; Herpotrichiellaceae. The coding region runs from base 46 to 2064 and encodes 672 amino acids. The record is from RefSeq and is a predicted model, not a curated record. Gene Ontology annotation, molecular function: oxidoreductase activity, acting on the CH-CH group of donors.